This is a messenger RNA of Adelges cooleyi (spruce gall adelgid), 1568 nucleotides long. RefSeq names its product solute carrier family 35 member E2A-like. The transcript has 8 exons. The record is from RefSeq and is a predicted model, not a curated record. Lineage: Eukaryota; Metazoa; Arthropoda; Insecta; Hemiptera; Adelgidae. Gene Ontology annotation, molecular function: antiporter activity. Gene Ontology annotation, cellular component: Golgi apparatus. Bases 336 to 1364 code for a protein of 342 amino acids.
ACUUCUACAGCCUACUCUAAUGUUAGUUUGCUUAGGACCGAUCAUAAAGCGUUAACAAAUAAAUAUAUCAUAUGUAUGUAUUUAUUUAUAUUGCAUAUGCAUGCACAAUAUUAUACACAUAAUAUUAUCAUCAUAAUAUAAGUGAUAAAGAUAUCAUACAAAUUAUAACCAUUUUCGAAAGAGGAUUUUUUUGUGACGUGUCUUGUAUAAAAUUUAAAUUUAAAUAUUUUACUCUUAUUAUUUUCAUUUAUUAGUUUUUAUCAUAAUGAAGGACCAUGAGUUUAAAAAGAUAAUACUUUUAUAGUCGUCAAAGUAGUGACUUAAAUUAACAAUUUAUGAAUCAAGUGAUCGGGUUGGUUUCUAUAACUGAGAAAUCGAUGGAAGAUGGCUUACAUUCCUUUAGGGCCAUUACUUUCUUGGUCUUAUGGUACUUUUUUAGUGGAUGUACAUUAUUCUUAAACAAAUACAUCCUGUCCUAUCUAAAUGGAGAUCCUACUGUAUUAGGAGCUUUUCAAAUGAUUAUGACUACUAUUUGUGGUUUUAUUCAAUUAUAUUUGCCUUGCGGGAUGUACAAACAACCUAUACAACGAUCAAAAAGACCUCCAAAUUUUUAUAUUCAUAUGAGUUUGGUUGGUUGUACGCGGUUUAUUACAGUUUUAUUAGGGCUUAUUUCAUUAAAUUAUGUAGCAGUAAGUUUUACGGAAACAAUAAAGAGUUCAGCACCUAUAUUCACUGUGUUUAUUUCUAAAAUGUUGUUAGGUGAACAAACAGGUUUUCUGGUGAGUUUAUCUUUAGUUCCUAUAAUGGUCGGCCUUGCAUUGUGUUCAUCCAAUGAACUUUCAUUUAAUGUACCAGGAUUCAUUGCUGCUCUAGCUACUAAUUUUACUGAAUGCUUACAAAAUGUUUAUUCUAAAAUGUUAAUUAGCGGAGACAAGUUUAAAUAUACACCUGCAGAACUACAAUAUUAUACAAGCUUAGCGUCAAUCAUUAUUCAAAUUCCUGCAACAUUGAUGUUAGUUGAUAUUAGAUAUGCUAUUCAAAAUACUAGUCUACACUUGUUACUUAUGUUUAUAUUAAAUGGAGUGUUCUUUCAUUUUCAAAGCAUUACAGCUUAUGUACUUAUGGAUUAUAUAAGUCCAGUGACUUACAGUGUGGCAAAUACUGUAAAGCGUGCAUUUCUCAUAUGGAUGUCGGUUGUAUUGUUUGGAAAUUCUAUCACUGUUUUAAGUGGACUAGGUACAAUUAUAGUCAUUAUUGGGGUUGUUAUUUAUAACAAAGUAAAACAAUAUGAUAUAAGUCGUCAAUCAUUUCAAGAAAUAGAUAAAAAGUUACUUCUAUCCCCAUUCAAAGUCCGGACCAUUUAAUGCAAUAAGUAAUGAAAAAUGUGAGAAAAAUACUGCAAUAACUGUAAUAUAUAAAUAUUUUUUUUCUUUAAUUAGUUAAUAAAAAUUGUUAUUGUAAAAUGUGAUUGUAUUAAAUAUACAAUACCUAUUAUUAAUUAUUAAUUUUUAUUAAAAAAAAUAAAGCCAUUAGAAAAUAUUAAUUUAAAAGUGUCCAUGUUUUGCAUC